UUAGAACUGGAUUCUCAGAAGUGGUGAUGUACAGAGUUUCGAGGAAACUUUUACAAGAUUGCGACAUCAUGGCCGCUGCUACAGAUGGCUGCAUUCAGUUCACACGCCAUGCAGGUGAUGUCCUACUCAACUUCAGCCGCCUCCGCAGCAGGAACAUCCUGACUGAUGUUACCGUCCAGGUGGAUGGACAGCAUUUUCAUGCUCACAAGGCCAUUCUAGUGGCCUGCAGUGGCUUCUUUUAUUCUGUGUUCAUGAACCCUGAGAACGCAAACCUUAGUACCAUCAGCUUAGACACCAAAGUGGACUCCAAGGGUUUCUCCAUCCUGCUGGACUUCAUGUACACAUCCUGUCUGAAGAUUAAAGACAGUCUGGUCCUGGCCACCAUGAACACAGCCGUCUAUCUGCAGAUGGAACAUGUGGCUGACACCUGCCACAGGUUCAUCAAGUCCAGGCAUCAGUCUCUGAAUAUGCAGAUUGAAGAGGUACAGAUCAACUCAUUACCUCUGGCUGAGGAGAUCCCUGCUUUGAGGCCUGUCAGUGAAAAAGAGCCAGACUUUAGAAACAACCAUACAUCAGCCUCAUGCCCUCUCCAGGAGUACAGGGGCUACAUCCCCAGUGUUUUCAGGGGUAUCAACACCUCCAGCUCCUGUCAUGUCUACAGUGACCUGCAUGUCCCUGCUGGGAAGCUGGAAGAUUCCUAUAAGAUCAGCGCCCCACCCAACAGCAAUAUGGUUCACAGUGAGUCCAGCACUGUCAUCUCCCACCUGGUGCCAUCCCACCCCAGUUUCCCCACAACUAUCACACUAGCAAGAGCUAGCGGGAGCCUUCAAGGCCCUGCUGCUCCCAUGGAGGAAGACAGCAUUCAGCACCCACUGACUGGCUGCCUAAGAUUGUCUGCAGGCUUUAGCAAAGGUGUUAUUUGUAGUCCUCAAAGUCCACUCAGAUCUGACUGUCAGCCAAACUCGCCCACUGAGUCCAGCAGCAGCAGAAAUGCAACCCUGAGCCUCACACAGCCCUCAGACUAUCCCAAAGAUCCCAAGGCCCGCAACUGGAAGAAGUAUAAGUUCAUUGUUAUGAACCAAAAACCUGAUGAUAAUGAAAAGGAGGCUCAGGGAGGCAGCACGGAAGCAACAGCCAUGUCCCCUGCUGUGAGCCCCUACAGGAGCAGUAGAACAGGAGGACACAGUGAGGUCCAGGCAGAUGAGGGUGCCAGCGAGCACAGAGAAGGAACCCCCAUGUCUCAGAGUGUGGACAGCUGCAGCAGCAUCAGCCAUCAUGGAUGUUCCACCUGUGGCUGUGACAGCCCUCAGUGCAUGGAGAUGGGUCACCUUUCUCCUGACUCAUGCAGCAGAGAAGGCACUACCAAACUAUACUCGGAGUAUUCCUCCUCCAGCUGUGAAGACAACUACUACUUCUGCAAUGGUUGUGACUCCAAGUUCAGAGAGGAAGAUUCUCUGAAAGACCACAUGGUCCAAGUCCACAGUGACAAGCCAUACAAGUGUGACUGCUGCCAGGCUGCUUUCCGCUACAAGGGCAACCUGGCCAGCCAUAAAACUGUUCACACAGGUGCAAAGCCGUACCACUGCAACAUCUGUGGCGCUCAGUUUAACCGACCGGCCAACCUCAAAACUCAUACCCGCAUCCACUCGGGAGAAAAGCCAUACAAGUGUGAGACAUGCGGCUCCCGAUUUGUCCAGGUGGCCCAUCUUCGUGCCCAUGUAUUAAUUCACACAGGAGAAAAACCAUACCCAUGUGAGAUCUGUGGAACACACUUCCGUCACCUUCAGACACUCAAGAGCCACAUGCGGAUUCACACGGGAGAGAAACCUUAUCAUUGUGAGCAAUGUGACCUCCACUUCAGACACAAGAGUCAGCUGAGGCUUCAUCUGCGACAGAAGCAUGGCGCAGUCACUAACACCAAGGCUCAGUAUCACAGGACUUCCAGCAACGUCGCCACAGGCCAGGUGAACUCCAACUGAGCCAGCUGCAGCCCUGUCAUGUCUCAUUUUGUUUUCCUUUUGCAUUGACCACCACCCUGUCAAAAGAUUCUUAUAUGUUAUUUGCCCUUUAUGCAUUUGUAAAUGAUGCGCAUUAUGUAAGCUCUUUGGUAUUUCAAAGAUCGUAGAGGUUUAUGCUUUCAUUGUGAAUGUCUAACAAAAGAAUGUACAUGUUGAAUGUGAAUUUGAGCAGGUAUUUCUCUGCUUCGCAAAUUACUUAACAGAAUGUCAGCAUGGAAGGACAGUUCUCAUUCUCAAUCAGACUGUGGAUUCCUGGUCAUUUUGGUUUUAGUACUGACUAUGAAUUCACCUACUAAAAUUGUUUAUGCAGUUAUUUUUCAUUAGGAUAUUUUUGUAAAUAAGAUAAUAUAUAUUUUCAGAUUGCCAUCUGCUGGCAGAGUAUGAAUAUAUCUACUAUAUAUUUUUUAUGUGCAGUGAGCUUCACUGACCAACAAUAACACAAAGCUUGUUAUUUUGCUAUUUUAUAGUUUAUGGUGUAUAUUGUAAUAUGUACAGAUUGUCAUUCAUUUAGACAUAUUUUCUUUGUUCAAUUAUUUCUAGGCUCCUGUUGGUAUUUUUGCACAUCUGCAUUAUGCUGUAGUUCAUAUAUUUUCAUACUUGCCACAUAUUUCUACUAAAAAUGUUGACAUGUUGAAAUGAUUUGUUAUACCCCAAGUCCAGCACUUGCUAUAUUCUUAUUUAUAGUUUUUUUUUUUUUGGUGUCGUUUUGGCUGUAUUCUGUUACAUUUGGUGCUGCAAUGAUCCAGUGAUCCCAGGGGAUCAUUUAAGUUCAGCAGCAUUUUAUCUAACCUUAUGUAUUACAGUGCACUCAUAUGGCCCCGAGUAUUCACAGUGCCUUACAUUCACUUUUCUAUUGGCAACUUUCUUGGAUUAACUUCAACGCAUUUUAAGUUUGACAGUAUAAAAGCUCUGGUAGUUAUGAAGUGCUUUUGUGGUACUUUACCCUGUUGUAUGCAUGUCAGGUACUGCUGUUUAGGAAAAACAGUCAUGUGUAGCUCUUAAAGUGCAGAUACACCAGGCUUCAAGCUAAAAACAUGCUCAGGAAUUACAGUAAUAUGUGAUUCAAUUGUCUUUGUAGCUUGUAAAUUAUAUGUAAAAAUAAAAAAAUAUUAUCUAGCACUCAUUGCAACAAUUGUG
This is a messenger RNA of Monopterus albus (swamp eel), 3155 nucleotides long. RefSeq names its product BCL6A transcription repressor b (gene bcl6ab). The transcript is spliced from 9 exons. The coding region runs from base 27 to 1979 and encodes 650 amino acids. The record is from RefSeq and is a predicted model, not a curated record. Gene Ontology annotation, biological process: regulation of cytokine production; negative regulation of transcription by RNA polymerase II; regulation of immune system process. Gene Ontology annotation, cellular component: nucleoplasm. Gene Ontology annotation, molecular function: DNA-binding transcription repressor activity, RNA polymerase II-specific; protein binding; RNA polymerase II cis-regulatory region sequence-specific DNA binding. Lineage: Eukaryota; Metazoa; Chordata; Actinopteri; Synbranchiformes; Synbranchidae.